AUGGCGACUCCUGGAGAGACACUCCCAAGGGGUCUGCCGGGUUCCCGGCCGGACGACGUCGCUGAACAAAAUCGGAAAGGCCGCCUCUCGUCCGACGCGCGCGCACAAGCACGCACCGACACAGAGCAAGCGCGCCAGGCGGGUCUCGAAGCAGUUUCAGGACCUAAGGCUCUGCAAGUGUCAGUGUCACUAGAAGAUGUGACAGUAGACUUCAGCAGGGAGGAGUGGCAGCACUUGGACCUUGCUCAGAGACAUCUGUUCUGGGAUGUGACACUGGAGAACUAUUGCCACCUGCUUUCUGUAGGUGAAGAUAUUGGGAAAAGUCAACAACAGGGAAUUUCUGGAGAAGUUUCAUUCUUCAGUGAGAGAUUUGAUAGACCCACAGGAGAAGAUUCAUUGUGUUCCAUCUUAGAAGAACUGUGGCAAGAGAAAGACCAGCAACAGAGGGAUCAGGAAAACCAGAUUAGCCCUUUCAGUCAUAUCAAAGUAUUAAUUAAGGAGAGAGGCUAUGAAUGUGAAAACAUUGAAAAAACAAUUCAUUUGAUUACUAAGCUUGUUCUUUCAAUUAAAAGACUCUGUAACGGUGACACAUUUGUAAAGAGUUUGAAACAUACUUUAAACUCACAUGACAGUACAACAGAAAACCUUGAUAAAAUUUUUGGAGAUGGUAACAGUUGUUCUUCCUCUAGAAAGAAUGAGCAUACGAUCACAGGAGCGAGUUCCUGUGAAUGCAGUCAAUGUAAAAAAUCCCUCAGUCACAAACAAGCUCCCACCCACUGGCAGCAAAGUUAUCCCGGGGAGAAAUUUCAUGUAUGUACUGAGUGUGGAAAGGACUUCACCUGGAAGUCACAAUUCUUGGAACAUGAAAAAAUUCAUGUUGGAGAAAAAUCCCAUGGCUACAACAAAAGUGAGCAAGUCUGCACCCUGAAGCCACACGUUGAGCCAGAUCAGAGUAUUCACAGAGGUGAGAAGCCCUAUGUAUGUCCUCAGUGUGGGAAGGCCUUUACUCUCAAGUCAAACCUCAUUACUCAUCAGAAAAUCCAUAAUGGGCAGAAACCCCACAAAUGUGGCCAAUGCGACAAAGCCUUUUUCCAAAAAUCAGAUCUCUUCAGGCAUCUGAGGAUUCAUACAGGAGAAAAACCUUAUCAGUGCAGUGAAUGUGGAAAAGGCUUCUCCCAGAAUUCACACCUCACUAUACAUCAGAAAUCUCACGCUGGAGAGAAACACCAUGCCUGCGGGGAAUGUGGAAAAGCAUUCACGAGAAAGUCAGCACUCUGGAUGCAUCACCGGAUCCACACAGGAGAGAAACCUUCCGUGUGCACUGAGUGUGGGAAAGCCUUCAUCCAGAAGCCACACCUCAACACACAUCAGCAAAUUCACACCUGUGAAAAACCUUCUAAAUGCAGUGACUGUGGGAAAUCACUCACCAAAAAGUCACAGCUCCAUGUACAUCAGAGAAUUCACACAGGAGAGAAGUGUUACAUAUGUACAGAGUGUGGGAAGGUCUUUACUCAUCGGACAAAUCUUACUACACAUCAGAAAACUCACACUGGAGAGAAACCCUAUAUGUGUGCGGAAUGUGGGAAGGCUUUUACUGAUCAGUCUAAUCUCAUCAAACACCAGAAAACUCAUACUGGAGAGAAACCAUAUAAAUGCAAUGGUUGUGGAAAGGCCUUCAUAUGGAAGUCACGCCUCAAAAUCCAUCAAAAAUCUCAUAUCGGAGAGAGACACUAUGAAUGCAAGGAAUGUGGGAAAGCAUUCACCCAGAAACCCACACUAAAUGUGCACCAGAGGAUCCACACGGGAGAGAAACCCUGUGUCUGUCCUGACUGUGGGAAGGCCUUCGUCCAGAGAUCGCACUUCAUUGCACAUCAUAGGAUUCAUACUGGGGAGAAACCAUAUGAAUGCGAUGAUUGUGGAAAAUGCUUCACUAAGAAAUCACAGCUCCAAAUGCAUCAGAAAAUUCACACAGGCGAGAAACCCAGUGUUUGUGCUGAAUGCGGAAAGGCUUUCACUGACGGAUCCAAUCUUACAACACACCAGAAAAUUCAUACUAGGGAGAAACCCUACACAUGCGGUGACUAUAGUAAAACCUUCACCUGGAAGUCACGCCUCAAUAUACAUCAGAAGUCCCACACAGGAGAGAGACACUAUAAAUGCAGGAAAUGUGGGAAAGUGUUCAUCCAGAAAGCAAUAAUGCUCAGUACGCAUCAGAUCAUUCAUACAGGAAGGAAGCCGUACACUUGUGCAGAAUGUCAGAAGGCCUUCACUGAUAGGUGGAAUCUCAUUAAACACCAGGAAAUACACAGUGGAGAAAGAUGCCCCGAUAAAGCUGGUGACUGAAAUAACCUUCCCGUGGCAGUUCCAGCGGAGUGUGCACGAGCUGUGGUUGAGGGGUGGGCAGUGCCAGGCGCUGCAGUCCCUGGGUGGUGGGGGGGCAGGUAUGAGAGGCUGUGGCUGGAGUGAGUGGAAGGCAAGCAAAGCCAGAUAUCCUCCCACUGAGUAGAAAAGCAAGUUCCAGGGUCACCACUGUUGACAUACAUUUAAAUGCAGAGUGACCUUCAGAUGAAGCACUUGAAUAAAUAGCAAGUUUUUAAAAACACUGAUGUUUGGCUACAUGAUUGGUAUAGGGAUUCUCAAGCUCCUUCAAAUGGUAAAAAUAAAGACUUGAGGAAAUGA
Molecule: messenger RNA, 2679 nt
Organism: Chinchilla lanigera (long-tailed chinchilla)
Lineage: Eukaryota; Metazoa; Chordata; Mammalia; Rodentia; Chinchillidae
Gene: Znf41
Product: zinc finger protein 41
Biological process (GO): regulation of DNA-templated transcription
Source: RefSeq, a predicted model, not a curated record